This is a messenger RNA of Arabidopsis arenosa, 873 nucleotides long. Lineage: Eukaryota; Viridiplantae; Streptophyta; Magnoliopsida; Brassicales; Brassicaceae. The record is from the annotation of a GenBank genome assembly.
CAAAUACAAAUAACACAAAACGAACUAGCUCAAGGCAAAAGACAAGACAAGCUCUUCAAUGGCGAUCACACGCGCCUCCUUGGCCAUUUGCCUCAUCCUCUCUUUGGUUACCAUAGCCACCGCCGAUUACUACUCUCCCUCAUCUCCUCCAGUUUACAAAUCACCGGAACACAAACCCACGCUUCCGUCUCCGUCUCCAACUUAUUCUUCUCCUCCUCCUCCAUAUGUACCAGAACCAACCUACACUCCACCCACCAAACCGUACGUCCCAGAGAUUCUUAAGGCCGUUGAUGGCAUUAUUCUAUGCAAAAACGGCUACGAAACCUACCCUAUUCUAGGAGCAAAGGUAAAGAUUGUGUGCUCCGAGCCAGCAUCAUACGGGAAAAGCAAGAACGAGGUUGUGAUCUACAGUGAUCCAACUAACUCUAAGGGAUACUUCCACGUGUCGUUGACCGAUAUCAAGGAUCUAGCUUACUGUCGUGUGAAGCUCUACUUUUCUCCGGUCGAGACUUGCAAGAACCCGACCAAUGUUAACAAGGGUCUCACAGGAGUUCCUUUGUCAAUGUACGGAUACCGUUUCUACUCCGAGAAGAACUUGAAGCUCUUUAGCGUCGGACCUUUCUACUACACCGGUCCCAAGGCUGCCCCCGCCACUCCCAAAUACUGAUCGUGAUGAUCACAUUAUGAUGAUGAUGAUGAUUUUGCAUGCAUUAUAUAAGAGGUCGCUUUAAUCAAUUUAUUAUUUGGAAAUUUUUCCCUUGAAAAUGUUCUUUUGUUUGUUUGUUCCGAUUUCAUUUGAUUCGUUGCAUUACCAAUGCAAUAUAUCCUUUUGGUUAUGCUUUUCAUUUCAUGUAAUAAAAUUGUAAGAGUAAA